CGCCCGCCCCGGGCCCCCGCCCCGCGCCGCCCGGUGCCGCCCCCGGUGCCGCCCCGCCCGAGCCGCCAUGCCGCUGCCGGUGCUCUUGCUGCGGGCGGCGGGCGCUUGGACCCGGCUGCGACCGCCCUCCGUCGCGGGGCGCAGUUUCAGGUAUGGGGGGCGCCUGGGGCUGGCCGUGCCCCCCCGGCUGCCCCCAGCCCUCCCGGCCCCCCGGCGCCUGCUCCUGGCGGGCUCGGCCACGGGCUGCGUGCUGCUGGGGCUGCUGCGCACGGCUGCGCGCUGCCAGGAGGCCACUGUCCCCGCCGGACCCCCUGCUGCUCCCGAGCCGCCAGAGACCCCCCCGGAGACCCCCUUUGACUGGCCACUGUUCUGGACCUUCCUGCGCCCUCAGCUCCUGGCGCUCUCAGCUGCUGUUGUGCUGGCGCUGGGCGCGGCCCUGCUCAACGUGCGCAUCCCGGUGCUGCUGGGCCAGCUGGUGGACGUGGUGGCCCGAUGUGCCCGCGGCCACGUUGCCACCUACCUGCGGGAGGUGCGGCGCCCGGCCCUGCGCCUCCUCGCCGUCUACUGCCUGCAGGGCCUGCUGACCUUCGGGUACAUCGCGCUGCUGGCCCGCGUCGGCGAGCGGGUGGCCGGCAACAUGCGCAAGGCUCUCUUCAGCGCCCUGCUCAGGCAGGAGGUGGCCUUCUUUGAUGCCACACGCACGGGGCAGCUGGUGACACGGCUGACGGCCGACAUCCAGGAGUUCAAGUCUUCCUUCAAGCUGGCCAUCUCCCAGGGCCUGCGCAGCGGCACCCAGACCGCCGGCUGCUUCGUGUCGCUGUACCUGCUGUCGCCCAAGCUCACGGCGCUGCUGCUCGUGGCGCUGCCGGCGCUGGUGGCCGCCGGCGCCUUCAUCGGCGCCUUCCUCCGCAGCCUGUCCCGCCAGGCACAGGAGCAGGUGGCCAAGGCCACCGUGGUGGCCGACGAGGCGCUGGGCAACGUGCGGACGGUGCGCGCCUUUGCCAUGGAGGAGCAGCAGGCAGGGCUGUUCCGUGCCGAGGUGGACCGUGCCGGAUGUCUGAGCGAGCGGCUGGGCCUCGGCAUCGCCGCCUUCCAGGGGCUCUCCAACCUGGCGCUCAACGGCAUCGUCCUGGGAACCAUCUUCGUGGGUGGCUCCCUGAUGGCUGGAGACGAGCUCUCGCCUGGUGACCUCAUGUCCUUCCUGGUGGCCUCGCAGACAGUGCAAAGGUCCUUGGCCAGCAUCUCCAUCCUGAUGGGCCAGGUGGUGCGGGGUCUGAGUGCUGGCGCCCGUGUCUUCGAGCUGCUGAGACUGGAGCCCCUCGUGCCACUGCAGGGGGGGGCCACCAUCCCUGCCCACUCCCUGCUUGGACACAUCUGCUUUGACCACGUCUCCUUCAGCUAUCCCACCCGGCCUGGCUACCCUGUCCUGCAGGACUUCAGCCUCACCCUGCCCCCCUGCCAGACCGUGGCCAUCGUGGGCCCCUCAGGAGGAGGUACCAGUACCCCCCACCCUCUCCCUGGGUGCAGGUACCAGUACCCCCCAGCCUCUCCCUGGGCGCAUCCUCCUGCGCCCCAGUCCUCUGCCCAGUGCGCCCAGUGUAUGCCCGGCUGCGCCGCGGCGGGAGCGGAGCCGGGAGCGGGACCGGGGCUGGAACUGGGAUCGGGGCUGGGACUAGAUCCGGGACCGGGAUCGGGGGGAGGGGACCGAGGCUGGAAUCGGGACCGGAUCCGGGACCAGGGCUCGAACCGGGACCGGGAUCGGAGCCGCGACCGGGGCUGGAGCCGGGACGGGGGCUGCGCUGCGCCGCCCGCGGCUCCGCGGCACCGGCCGGGCAGCAGCGGCAGCGGCAGCCCCGGCGCGGCGAUGGGCUGA
This is a messenger RNA of Pyrgilauda ruficollis (rufous-necked snowfinch), 1873 nucleotides long. It is a transcript of the gene ABCB8, whose product is annotated as ATP binding cassette subfamily B member 8. Lineage: Eukaryota; Metazoa; Chordata; Aves; Passeriformes; Passeridae. The record is from RefSeq and is a predicted model, not a curated record. Bases 68 to 1873 code for a protein of 601 amino acids. The transcript has 13 exons. Gene Ontology annotation, molecular function: ATP binding; ABC-type oligopeptide transporter activity. Gene Ontology annotation, cellular component: membrane. Gene Ontology annotation, biological process: transmembrane transport.